CCGGGAAGCCAGCGAGGUCGGUUCCGCCCGACUCUAACAUGGCGGCGCCCUUUGUCUGCUCUGAAGUGCCGUCCCCGGCCUUCUCGCGGCCGUGAUGCACCUCCCUCUACGGUGGGGUCCGGGACAUGGCAGCCAUGGAUUUUCCCCAGCACAGUCGGCACGUCCUGGAGCAGCUGAACCAGCAGCGGCAGCUGGGACUGUUGUGUGACUGCACAUUUGUGGUGGACGGGGUUGACUUCAAAGCCCAUAAAGCAGUUCUGGCGGCCUGCAGCGAGUACUUCAGGAUGCUCUUCGUGGACCAGAAGGAUGUGGUGCACCUGGACAUCAGUAACGCGGCAGGCCUGGGGCAGGUGCUGGAGUUCAUGUACACGGCCAAGCUGAGCCUGAGCUCUGAGAACGUGGAUGAUGUGUUGGCCGUGGCCAGCUUCCUGCAGAUGCAGGACAUCAUCACGGCCUGCCACGCCCUCAAGUCACUGGCUGAGCCGGCCGCCAGCCCUGGGGAGAAUAUGGUGGCCUCAGCCACGGAAGGAGGAGACAAGAGAGCCAAAGAGGAGAAGGCGGCUGCCCCCACGCUGGGUGAGCUGGACCCCGCCGGCAGUGGUCCGCCCACAGGCCCGGGCAGGGAGCCCAAAGAGGAGCGGGGUGGCCAAGCCGAGAGCAGGGCCAGUGGGGCCGAGCAGACGGAGAAGGCUGACGCCCCCAGGGAGCCGCCCCCCGUGGAGCCCAAGCCCGACCCCACGAGCAGCAUGGCCGCUGCCGAGGCCGAGGCCGCCUUGUCAGAGAGCUCGGAGCAAGAAAUGGAGCUGGAGCCAGCCAGGAAAGGAGAGGAGCGGGAGGCGGAGGGCGCGGCCGAGGUCAAGGAAGAGGGGCCGCCGCUGGAGAAGGGGGAGGCCCCCGAGGAGAGCGAGGAGUCAGCCAGCACGGACUCGGGCCACGAGCUGGGCGCCGAGGCCCGGGGCCUGCGCUCGGGCACCUACGGCGACCGCACGGAGUCCAAGGCGUACGGCUCGGUCAUCCACAAGUGCGAGGACUGCGGGAAGGAGUUCACGCACACCGGCAACUUCAAGCGGCACAUCCGCAUCCACACGGGCGAGAAACCCUUCUCGUGCCGCGAGUGCAGCAAGGCCUUCUCGGACCCGGCUGCGUGCAAGGCCCACGAGAAGACUCACAGCCCGUUGAAGCCGUACGGCUGCGAGGAGUGCGGCAAGAGCUACCGGCUCAUCAGCCUGCUGAACCUGCACAAGAAGCGGCACUCGGGCGAGGCGCGCUACCGCUGCGAGGACUGCGGGAAGCUCUUCACCACGUCGGGCAACCUGAAGCGCCACCAGCUGGUGCACAGCGGCGAGAAGCCCUACCAGUGCGACUACUGCGGCCGCUCCUUCUCCGACCCCACGUCCAAGAUGCGCCACCUGGAGACCCAUGACACCGACAAGGAGCACAAGUGCCCCCACUGCGACAAGAAGUUCAACCAGGUGGGGAAUUUGAAGGCCCACCUGAAGAUCCACAUCGCCGACGGGCCGCUCAAGUGCCGAGAGUGCGGCAAGCAGUUCACCACCUCAGGGAACCUCAAGCGGCACCUCCGGAUCCACAGCGGGGAGAAGCCGUACGUGUGCGUCCACUGCCAGCGGCAGUUCGCGGACCCCGGCGCCCUGCAGCGGCACGUCCGCAUCCACACUGGCGAGAAGCCGUGCCAGUGUGUGAUGUGCGGCAAGGCCUUCACCCAGGCCAGCUCCCUGAUCGCGCAUGUGCGCCAGCACACCGGGGAGAAGCCCUACGUUUGCGAGCGCUGUGGCAAGAGAUUCGUCCAGUCCAGCCAGUUGGCCAAUCAUAUUCGCCACCACGACAACAUUCGCCCUCACAAGUGCAGCGUGUGCAGCAAGGCCUUCGUGAACGUGGGGGACCUGUCCAAGCACAUCAUCAUCCACACCGGAGAGAAGCCUUACCUGUGUGACAAGUGCGGUCGUGGCUUCAACCGGGUGGACAACCUGCGUUCCCACGUGAAGACCGUGCACCAGGGCAAGGCGGGCAUCAAAAUCCUGGAGCCCGAGGAGGGGGGUGAGGUCAGCGUGGUCACCGUGGAUGACAUGGUCACGCUGGCCACCGAGGCACUGGCGGCAACGGCCGUCACUCAGCUCACAGUGGUACCAGUGGGGGCCGCGGUGACCGCCGAUGAGACGGAAGUACUUAAGGCCGAGAUCAGCAAAGCCGUGAAGCAAGUACAGGAGGAAGACCCCAACACCCACAUCCUCUACGCAUGUGACUCCUGUGGGGACAAGUUCCUGGACGCGAACAGCCUUGCGCAGCACGUGCGGAUCCACACGGCCCAGGCGCUGGUCAUGUUCCAGACGGACGCGGACUUCUACCAGCAGUACGGGCCAGGCAGCGCGUGGCCGGCCGGGCAGCUUCAGGACCUGAGCUCCCCUCUCCGCCAUGGAGCACAGCUGUGACGCUGCUCCCCCCUCUGCCCAUUGGGUUGGCUUACCAGGAUCCAGGCAACCCAGAGAGAGCCCAGCUCAGAAGCCCAUUCAGCCAGAGCGGCAAGGUAGGCAGAGAGCCAGGCCCAGCGGGCCACGGGCCCAGUUCUUUUGGGCUUGGGGAAGCAGGAGGGCUCCCCCCUCACUUCACAGGAUCAAGGCCGAGCCAGGGCCCCACUCUUUUGGGAACAUUUAUUUGCCCUGAAUCGAUGGAGUCUACGACCAGGCUGAGGGUCAGAAACCCGUGGCCAGGAGCUUUGAUGGGGGGCGGUGGGGGACACGGCCAGCAGGGGCCGUGGAACAGCUCAUCCUUACCCUCCUCAGCAGGGAGAGCUGAUGCCGUCCCUGCCCCUCUACAGUUUGCUCCGAGCAGUUGUAAUCCCUCCCUCAGAGAUGGCGCCACCUCCUCACUACGAGAGCCCCGUGAUUCUCUCGAGACCAUCAACUCUGUGGGCCUGUCCCCACCCCGCCCCCCGCCCCCCACCUCCCCAACUUGUAGUGGGUCCCGCUGCAGGGGAAGCCGGGCCCAGAUGCCCCACCCUCCUCGCUGGCACCGGGGCAGACCCGAAGGAGGAAGGGGCGAAAGACGAGACACCAAAGCUUGCCUGCGAGGUUUCAGUUUGCCUGGUGGGUGGUUCCCCCGCCCCCUCCUCCCCCCGCCCCCCCAUCCGACUUUGAAGUGCCUUCCACGUUACCCGAGAACAAAUAAGUUCAGUCUGUGGCAGAAACCUCUUUUGUACAAGAUAACGUGAUGCUUGGGGAGGAUUAAGUGGCAGGAAGGGAGCAGGUCCCGUGGACAGACUUGGGGAGGGAAACAAGCGGGACGAGGGCCAGCUGUUCCCAUAAGCAAAGGACCCUUGGUCCUCCCAAGUGACAAUCACAUCCACACUUGACGUGUUUUGUAUUUUUUAAUAAAGUUUGUAAUCCAAUGGACACACAAAACAAAACUGCGCUGAGAAAACCAGUUUCAUAAAUUAAUAAGUGUUAGGAAGUUGGGGGGGGAGAAGGUCAAGGUAACAGGAAGAGGGGAAGCCAGUCGUUUUUGUAGUCUGUGUGUGUGUGACACUUCCAGAUCGCGGGGGCAGGGCCCGUGCGGUAACGAAGCGCACUUAUACAAAUGAGUGACAAUACAAAGUCUGAGUAUGAAAAUAAGAUUCUUCUCUGAAAACACAUUUUUGGCACAGAUUAAAAAAAAUGUAUGUCAGGGGAAUUUGAUUUUUUUUAAGUCAGUAUUAUAUAUAUUUAUAUAUAUUAUAUAUUUAUAUAUACACACAUCCCAAGUUCCGCAUAUCCCACCAGGAAAGAGAAUCCUUCUGUCUGCUCUUUUUCGAUUGUAAACUAUACAUCCGGGUGAAUCAUAGUCGGUGGUGGCAGGAGAAUUAAGAAAGGUGACACAUUCAAAUGAACAAGGGGAAGGGUGGGGUGGGGACAAAACAACCCAAUGAAAUGUUCCUUGACCCCAGUGUUUCGGCAGAAGCCUGAUGUCCUGCGCGCGAGUCCUCGAUGUGUUUCAGGUCCACCAAGACAUCCAGAGUGUCACAGCCUGUCUUCACUGUGCAAAAGUCCAAGUCACUAAUUUAGUGCAAAGGCAGUUCUGUUUUGUUUCUUAAAAACAAAAACAAAAAAUUAAUUCCACUGCCCAGUUCCUUUUCUCCAAAAAGAGGAGAGAGAGAAACCCAGCCCCAAGGUGUCUGCAGAGUCCAUCGGGUGGUGGUC
This is a messenger RNA of Zalophus californianus (California sea lion), 4190 nucleotides long. RefSeq names its product zinc finger and BTB domain containing 17 (gene ZBTB17). The transcript is spliced from 16 exons. The record is from RefSeq and is a predicted model, not a curated record. NCBI's taxonomy places the organism in Eukaryota, Metazoa, Chordata, Mammalia, Carnivora, Otariidae. The coding region runs from base 126 to 2447 and encodes 773 amino acids. Gene Ontology annotation, molecular function: DNA-binding transcription factor activity, RNA polymerase II-specific; RNA polymerase II cis-regulatory region sequence-specific DNA binding; protein binding. Gene Ontology annotation, biological process: regulation of transcription by RNA polymerase II.